AUGAAGAGAAUUGGGACAAAAUUAUCUAAAAUCAUCCGUACCGAACUUGCAAAGCAUUGUUCCCCCUUCUUCCUCUACUUAAUAUACUUCUUGUCCUUUUCCUCUUUAGGUUUCUUGGCACUCAAGAUCUCUAAGCCAAGAACCACUUCACCUCUUCAUGACUUAGACCUCUUCUUCACUUCUGUCUCCGCCAUCACCGUCUCUUCCAUGUCCACCGUCGACGUGGAAGUCUUCUCCAACACGCAACUUGUUAUCAUCACUAUCAUCAUAUUCAUGGGGGCCGAGAUAUUCACAUCUUUCCUCGUUCUUUAUUUCUCCCAUCUCACCAAAUUUGUCAUCCCUCGGAACAAGAUCGAGAAUUGCCGUAUUGACCUAGAGAACGAUAUUGAUCUUGUUGAGGGUCCUAGCCAGAUCAAUGAGAAGGCAUCUAAGAGCUUGUACUCGGUGGUUCUUGGUUACCAGCUAGUAACAAACCUAGUUGGCUCCAUGGUGCUUCUUGUGUACGUAAACUUUGUUAAAACGGCCAGAGAUGUUCUUAGUUCCAAGGGAAUCUCACCUCUUCUUUUCUCGGUCUUCACAACUGUCUCCACGUUCGCAAACUGUGGAUAUGUCCCAAUGAAUGAGAACAUGGCCAUACUCCGCAAGAACUCAGGCCUUCUCUGGCUCCUUAUCCCUCAAGUUCUAAUGGGAAACACUAUGUUUCCUUGCUUCUUGGUCUUGUUCAUUUGGGGACUUUACAAGAUCACAAAGCGUGACGAGUUUGGUUAUAUUCUCAAGAACCACAAGAAGAUGGGAUACUAUCAUCUCCUCUCCGUUCGUCUUUGUAUUCUUCUUGGCUUGACAGUGUUAGGGUUUGUGAUGAUUCAACUCUUUUUCUUCUGUACCUUUGAGUGGAGCUCCGAGUCUCUUCAAGGAAUGAGUUCGUACGAGAAGUUGGUUGGUUCGUUGUUUCAAGUGGUGAACUCGAGAUUCACUGGUGAAACAAUCGUUGACAUCUCAAAGCUUUCACCAGCUAUUUUGGUACUCUUCGUCCUCAUGAUGUAUCUUCCUCCAUACACAUUGUUUAUGCCAUUGACCGAAGAAAAAAAGAAGAAAAACAAGAAGAGUGGGCUGUUCGUGUCACAGCUUUCCUUUUUAACGAUUUGCAUAUUUCUCAUUUCAAUCACGGAAAGGCAAAACUUACGAAGUGAUCCACUCAACUUCAAUGUCCUUAACAUCACUCUCGAAGUUAUAAGUGCAUAUGGGAAUGUGGGGUUUACGACCGGGUACAGCUGCAAACGACGGCUGAACAUGAACGAUGGUGGCUGCAUAGAUGCGAGUUACGGGUUUGUAGGACGGUGGAGUCCAAUUGGGAAAGUCAUACUAAUUAUAGUAAUGUUUUAUGGUAGGUUUAAGCAGUUCACAGCCAAAUCUAGUCGAGCUUGGAUUCUUUAUCCCUCUUCUUUCUGACAUCAUGUAUUAGUAUUGCAUGUCUCUGUCUAAAUAUCAUGUUUGCAUCUUUUUACCGAAACAUGCAUUCCAACAAUCUGAAAAAGAAAAUUAUAUAUAUA
Messenger RNA from Capsella rubella, 1550 nucleotides. RefSeq names its product sodium transporter HKT1. Gene Ontology annotation, biological process: monoatomic cation transport; transmembrane transport. Gene Ontology annotation, cellular component: plasma membrane. The transcript is spliced from 3 exons. The record is from RefSeq and is a predicted model, not a curated record. NCBI's taxonomy places the organism in Eukaryota, Viridiplantae, Streptophyta, Magnoliopsida, Brassicales, Brassicaceae. Bases 1 to 1449 code for a protein of 482 amino acids. Gene Ontology annotation, molecular function: sodium ion transmembrane transporter activity.